AUGGGCACUAUCGGGAUUCCAAUGCUUGCCGAGGAGAGGGAGAAUCUACUCUUAAAGCUUUCACAACAAACAAAACAUCUUGAAUUGUCUUUAAUGAGAAAAUUCGACCAAAAAUCCAAGUUUGGUUUGACGCCCACCACCGAAUUUAUAAGGGAGAGGGCAGGAUUAAGACUCUCUUCAGGUUUGGCAAAGCAAAGGCCAGAACACCUGAAGAGUAUGCUUCAUGGUUGCUAG
Messenger RNA from Lodderomyces elongisporus, 234 nucleotides. RefSeq lists its product as uncharacterized. The transcript has 2 exons. Lineage: Eukaryota; Fungi; Ascomycota; Pichiomycetes; Serinales; Debaryomycetaceae. Bases 1 to 234 code for a protein of 77 amino acids. The record is from RefSeq and is a predicted model, not a curated record.